UUUCUUCCCCGUCUUCCACGCUCCUUCUCCCCCCUCGUGGAAGAUCACUGCAAUUCAAUUCUUUGCAGGCGGGUCCUAUUUUUCUCAAUUCCCCUUUUUUAUUCUUCCGUGGCGCCAACUCAGCUGGCAAAAUGGGGACAGGAAAAAAGGAGAAGUCCCGCCUCCAGCGGGAGGGCAAGGUCACCGGCGACCCAAAGGUCAAGGGCGAGAACUUCUACCGGUCGGCCAAGAAGAUCAAGACCCUCAACAUGUACAAGGAGGGCAAGGCUAUCCGGAACAAAGAGGGCAAGAUCGUCAAGGCGGCGUCCUACCAGAGCAGGGACGUCCCCAAAGCCGUCAUUGAACCGAACCGGAGGUGGUUCACAAACACCCGAGUCAUCUCCCAGGACACCCUCAAAUCGUUUAGGGAGGCGAUCGCUGAGAAGGAGAAGGACCCAUAUUCAGUUCUGCUGAAAAGCAACAAACUGCCUAUGAGUCUUAUCCGCGAUACCCCCAACCUCCAAGACGGCCUCAAGAAGCAUCAGGCAAAAAUGACGAUUGAGAGCGAGCCCUUUUCCGAGACCUUUGGGCCCAAGGCACAAAGGAAACGGCCGAAGCUUAGUUUCAAUACCGUUGACGAGCUAGCGGGUCACACCGAAGAGAGUCUUAACUCAUAUCAGUCUCGCCUGGAGGAAAUUCGGCUGUUGAACGGCACCGCAGGGGCCGCCGCUGUUGAUGGUGAUGCGCCGGUAGAGGAGGAAGACUUCAGCGUCGCGACAGCCAAGGAGGCAAUCUUCUCCAAGGGCCAAUCCAAACGGAUUUGGAACGAGCUUUACAAGGUGAUAGAUUCAUCAGAUGUCAUUCUCCAUGUCCUCGAUGCUCGAGAUCCCCUUGGGACAAGAUGCCGUCACGUCGAAAAGUAUCUCGCGGCCGAGGCGCCGCAUAAACACCUUGUUUUUGUUUUGAACAAGAUUGACCUGGUACCAUCAAGCACAGCAGCCGCAUGGAUUCGCGUGCUUCAGAAGGACCACCCUACUUGUGCAAUGAGGUCAAGCAUCAAGAACCCCUUCGGGCGUGGAUCUCUGAUUGAUCUUUUGCGGCAAUUUAGCAUCCUUCACAAGGAUCGGAAACAGAUCAGUGUGGGCCUGAUUGGUUAUCCGAACGUUGGGAAGUCGAGCAUCAUCAACGCGCUGCGCGGCAAAGCGGUAGCCAAGGUGGCACCUAUUCCCGGUGAGACCAAGGUUUGGCAGUACGUCACUUUGAUGAAGCGGAUAUACCUAAUCGACUGCCCGGGUAUUGUGCCGCCCAACCACCAUGAUACUCCCCAGGAUCUCCUCCUUCGCGGCGUCGUCCGUGUGGAGAAUGUUGAGAAUCCGGAGCAAUACAUACCCGCUGUCCUGGCUAAAGUCAAAACGCAUCAUAUGGAGAGGACGUAUGAGCUGAAGGGGUGGAAAGAUCACAUGGAGUUCCUCGAGCUUCUGGCUAGGAAAGCGGGCAGACUGCUCAAAGGCGGCGAACCGGAUGUUGAUGGUGUUGCAAAGAUGGUCCUCAACGACUUUAUGCGGGGAAAGAUUCCCUGGUUCACACCCGCGCCUGCUAUGGAAGGGGGCGACGAGGCCGUCAUUGAAGGCCGAGAAGGCCGUUUCGGAGAGAUGCCGAAGAAGAGGAAACGCGAUGAGACUGCGAGUGUCGCCGAUACCUCAUUAGCAGGCUCUACGGUAGCGGUCAAUGAUGAAGAGGAAGAGGAGGAAGAAGACGAACACUUCUCGGGCUUCUCGAGCGACAGCGAAUCCGAGCGGGAAGAUGGAGCUGAGAAGGCAGUUCAGGACGGCGGCGCAGAAGACAUGAUACCCCUAGGCGAUACAAGUGAUGAGGAGGAUGAGGAGGAAGAAUCUGAAGACGAGAAUAGCUCCGAGGAAACCAGCGAGGAUGAAGACAUGGAAGACGAGUCUGAUGUUGACAUUGAAGGGGCCAGCGACAUCCUGGAUUCGGAAGAGGAAUCAAAACCCCCCUCGCUAAACAAGCGAAAGAAGGCUAGGUAGUCUGCCGCUAUGUUUAGCACCGACAGCUUGGUGCCUAGGGAUAGCUGGAAUCGAAAUUCGCAAGGGCUGAGAAUGCAGCCCAGAGAUCACAAGAGUUAUCCGUGACGUACUGGCACACCCGC
Molecule: messenger RNA, 2143 nt
Organism: Canariomyces notabilis
Lineage: Eukaryota; Fungi; Ascomycota; Sordariomycetes; Sordariales; Chaetomiaceae
Product: NGP1NT-domain-containing protein
Exons: 5
Coding region: 132-2021 (629 amino acids)
Cellular component (GO): nucleolus
Molecular function (GO): GTP binding
Source: RefSeq, a predicted model, not a curated record